CCAAGCCGAUCGUCACCAAGUGCGCACCCGGGCCUCACUUAGCCAGCAGACCAGAGGUCAAGCCGGUGUAAUAACCCUUCCCCUUAAGGGUUCGACGAUUCCCAUAUCAUCAACCACCAACCAUCAACCAUCAACACCACAUCAACACUUCACAUCAGUGUCAUCAUCAUGCAGCUCAGUCGCCUACUUCUCGUCGGCCUUUCGGCCCUAAGCGUCGCCGAGGCCUCCUACAUGCGCAUCGGCGUCAAUGUCCCUCACCACAAGAACCUCGGUGCCCUGGCGCGGAGAGCAGACGACGAUAGCUCCUCCGCCGACAUCCCCAUCCCGACCGUCAAGGCACCGACCCCAGAGACGACAUCAACGAAGGCUGCUCCUGUCACAACAACAAGCGCAGACCCUCCAGCCGAGCCCACCACCACGACCAAGCCUCCACCUGUCUCGGUGCCAGCUGUCACCACAACAUCACCUCCCCCGGCACCGACAACCACAAAACCCAGCAACAACGACCAGCCUCCAGUAACAGCGAACCCUAACGGCGACGUUGUAUCUUCUACCCAGGGACCAGCACCAACACCUUCGUCUUCGGCUGGCGGAAGCGGUGGAUCAUCCAACAACGACGAUGGCGACUCCAAGUCCUACUCGUCUGUCAAGCCCGUCAUCUUGACCGUCACCCAAGUCAUCACCACCACCAACCAGGAGGGAGUUGCGACAACCAUGACGACCGAAGCCCUCACCACGUCGACCCCGCCUCCUAGCCUUGCUUCCGAUAAGAACAACGGCAAGUCCGGCGGCGGCAUGUCGAACCAGACCCGCAACACCGUCAUUGGCGUCGUUGUCGGUAUCGGUGGAGCCAUCGUCCUGGCCGGCUGUGGUAUCGUCGCCUGGAGGAUUCGGAGCCGCAAGAGACAGUCCGACGAGGCCGACAAUCUGAUGGAGUACAACGAUGCUGGCAAGCCCGAGGUUGGAGGAUCGAUGGUCGGACGCACGCCCUUCCAGAGCACGCUGGAGAGCUACCAUGCGCCAACGCAUGUGAACCAGGCGUCAAACUUCUAAUUUCUGUUGUCGAUAAAAUUUAAACAAAGAAAUAUGAAGUUUUUGCCUUGUCUCAUUUUAUUUUGAAGCGUACCAGUCAUCCGCGAUCGAGAUACCCCCUCCGCAUAUUUCAACCAUUGUCACCGCCGUCGCCGCCGUCGCAUGGUUUGCCUGUCAUCAGCCAGUAGC
This is a messenger RNA of Neurospora tetraspora, 1221 nucleotides long. RefSeq lists its product as uncharacterized. The record is from RefSeq and is a predicted model, not a curated record. The transcript has a single exon. Bases 169 to 1053 code for a protein of 294 amino acids. Lineage: Eukaryota; Fungi; Ascomycota; Sordariomycetes; Sordariales; Sordariaceae.